AUGCCUCCACAAAAAGCCUCAUCCACAAGCAGUGGUAGUAGUGGUUCAUCUUCUUCUGCAUCAGGAAGUGGUAAUAAUGCAUCAAUUUCUCAACAUAUUAAAAAGUUUUAUGGAUUGUUAUGUGAUGGUGGAUUAAAUCUUCCACCAUUUAAUGAAAUACAAUUUGGUAAAAUUACUAUCGGAUCAAAAAAGAAAUCAAGUUUUAGUUCAAUUUCUUCAUUUCAAGUUAAAGAUGCCAUGUUAUUAAGAAGACAUAUUGAAAAGGAAGUUGCAAGAAGAACAAAAACAGAUAUUGAAAACUUUUGUUUUGCUUUAAAAUCAAUGAUCGAAGAUGAAUACUUUUUCUGUCUUUGUCUUGUUCCAUUAGAAAGUACAAAUGAAGGAAAUUAUGAAGAGGAAUUAUAUGAACAAUGGGAUAAAAAUAUACCAAAAUUAAUAAUAUCACAAAUGCGUUGGUUAGAUUUGAUUGUAGAUUCUAAAAAGUUAACAGAACAUUUAAAUACACUAUUACAAAUAUCAUCUAUUGAAUUUACAAAAGAAUUAAUAUCAGCAAUACCUGAAAUUAUUGAUGAUUCAGAACAUGAUAAUAUUGUUGAAAAAUUAGAUCAAGUAAUGCAAGAUAAAUCUGAAAUGACAACAUGUGUCAUUGAUGCCUUAUCAAAUUUAAAUUUAAAAAAGGAAAUUUUAAAUGAAACUAUUGAUAGAGUUUUAAGAAAUUUAAAUUCUGCUUCUCUAUCUGAUUUACCUGUCAUUAUCAGAUUUUUAUUACAAUCAACAAAUGAUGAUAAUAUUAAAUCUGUUGUACAGGGUAUUAGAAAGGAUUUGGAUAUUUCAUCACUUGGUGGAAAUAAUGAAAAUGAUGAAAAUGAUUUACAUGACAAUGAUGAUGAUAAUGAGAAUGAUAACAAUACUUCAUUAAUAUUAAGUGGUAAUAAUAGUACUUUUAAAGGUAAAGGUAAAACAACAACAAUGAUUGAUGAACAAGAUGAAGAAUUCUAUUCAACACAACAACAAAAAAGGAAAGGUAAACAAUUUAUAGAUAGUAAUAAUUCAUCAUCCUCAUCAUCAUCAUCACUACAAUGUGAAUCACUUCUAGUGAGUGCCAUAUCAACUGGUAUUAGACAUCGUAAAAUAAUUGAAAAUGUUAAAAAUGAUUAUAAUAGACAAAAAAUAAUUCAAUCACUAAUAACACAUGUUGGAAGUAAUUCUAAAAUUGAAAAAGAUUCAUCACUCGAUGUUUUAUUAUCAAUUUCAUAUACAAAAUUAUCAAUUUUAAGAAAUUAUUCAAGUUUUUUUCAAGUUUUAAUUGAUUCUUUAACAAAUUUAACAGAUCAACAAUUGAGAAAAGUUUAUAAAUUAUUUUCAAUUCUAUCAUUUACAAAAACAUUGAAUCAUUCAAAUAAUAAUAAUACAAGAACAAGAGAUGAAUUAAUGAUCAUUAUUAGAAAACAAUUAAGUAAUACUAAUUUUAAUUUUAAAAAAAUGGGUAUUAUUGGUUCAUGUACUAUUUUAUCUAUUAUUGGUAGUAAUUUUAAUCAAUUUAAUAAUUUAAAUAAUUUAAAUACAAGUAAUAUUAGUAAUAAUAGUAAUAAUAACAAGACAAAUAAUUUAUUAAAUAAUUAUAAUCAACAAAAUUUAAAUAAUGAAGAAUAUGAACAAUGUACUAAUACUACUAUAAUUGCAAAUACUACCACUACAACAACAACAACAAUGGCAACAACAACUAAUACAGAUAGUAAAAAGAAAAAGAAGAAGAAAUCAGAUGAAGAUGAUCAAGAUGAUAAUGAUGAAGAACAAGAUGAAGAUGAACAAGAAAAUGAAACUACUACUACUAGUUCAAAAUCAUCAAGUGAAUAUAUUAGUUUACCAUCUAAGAGAAAAUAUUUAUCAAAUUUAAAAAUUCAUUACAGAGAAUUAGAUUUAUCUGUUAUUAAUAUUAUUAAAUAUAAUAAUAAUGCAACAACAAGUAAUAACGAUGAUAAUAACGAUGAUAAUAAUACUGAUAAUAAUAAUUCUUCAUUACAACCUGUACAAUUAUUUUAUAUUAUUGAAGAUUUACAAAGUAAAUUAAAAUCAGUUAUUGCUAGAAGUAAAACAACAUUCUUUACAAGUAAAGAAAAGGAAAAUCAUUAUAAUUUAAAUAGAAUUAAUACCAAUGAUUUUUAUGAAAUAGCUAAUAGACAAGUUCAAACUAUUUGUAUUGAUAGAAAAUUAUCUUUAAAUAAGAGUUUAGCUAAAAUUAUUCCAAAAAUUAAAAAGGAUUUGGAAUCUUGUAAUUUAAAAACCAAAGUCAUUUUAAAACAAAAUGGUGUUGAAAAUGCAAUUACCAUUUCUGUUAUUACUGAUAGAGAUGUUACUGGAAAGGAGGCUUCAUCUCAACAUUUUUAUUCACAAUUAAUUGAUUCAUCAUCAUCAGAUAAGAAAAAGAGAAAGAGAACACCUGGAGAUGAUGAGAAUGAUGAGAAUGAUGAAAAUGAAGAGGAAGUACAACAUGAUGAUAAUGAGGAAGAGGAUGAACCUAAAAAGAAAAAGAAAAAAUCUGAAAAGAAAAAGAAAAAGAAGAAGAAAUCAGAGGAAAAUGAAGAUAAUGAAGAAGAGGAAGAACCAAAGAAGAAGAAAAAGAAGAAAAAGAAAAAAUCAGAUCAAGAUGACCAAGAUGAUGAUGAUGGUGAAGAAAAGAAAAAGAAAAAGAAGAAGAAAAAGAAAUCAGAUGAAAAUGAAGAAGAGGAAGAAACUGAAAAGAAAAAGAAGAAAAAGAAAGAUAAAACUGAAUCAUCCAAAAAGAAGAAAAAACCAAUUGUCUUAAUGGAGGAUGAUAAUGAUCCAAUUGAACAAGUAUUUGAGGAAAGUUUGGCAGCUGAAAGUCCAAAAGAAACCAUGUUAGAUGAAGAUGAUGAUAUUUUCAAUCAACAUGAAUCACUUGAAGAUUUUAUUGUUAUAAGAAAAUCCAAUCAAGAAGAUGAUAUUUCAAAUUAUGAUAUUACUAAAUCAUUACCUAAUGAGGAAGAUUUUAUGGAUGAUGAAGCAGAGGAAGUAGAAGAGGAUGAAAUUGAAGAACAAGAGGAAGAGGAUGAUGAUGAUGAAUAA
This is a messenger RNA of Naegleria gruberi, 3087 nucleotides long. RefSeq lists its product as uncharacterized. The record is from RefSeq and is a predicted model, not a curated record. Gene Ontology annotation, biological process: homologous chromosome pairing at meiosis; double-strand break repair involved in meiotic recombination; mitotic intra-S DNA damage checkpoint signaling. Bases 1 to 3087 code for a protein of 1028 amino acids. Lineage: Eukaryota; Heterolobosea; Eutetramitea; Acrasida; Naegleriidae. Gene Ontology annotation, cellular component: condensed chromosome; nucleus. The transcript has 5 exons. Gene Ontology annotation, molecular function: DNA polymerase binding.